CUCUCUCUGCCUCAAACGGGACAGAGGAAGGAGUCGUGGGAUCUCGAUGGAACUGGAAUUAAAGACCAAUGCUUACUGGGAGUUUUGUUGAUUUUUCUUUAAGGAUGAUUUAAAGCUAACAGCGAAACAUCCGGUUGGAUAAACUUGCAAAUAAAGCGAGAAGAAGCAGCAGAAACUUUUUUUUUUAUUUUUUUGGAGGGGGCCCGAAGCAAAACCCCGAAGAAGAAGAGAAAGAAAAAGAAGGGGGAUGGAUAGUUUUUGCGCAAUGACGCGCUGAUGGGAGAAAGCUAAAACCUCUUGGAAAACCUCUGGGAAAGUUUUUUAAAUUGGUAUUACUUUUUUGUUUUUGUGGCGCCCUUUAAGGAGUCGCAAGAGAUUGAGAUCGGAUCUCUGGGUCCUGAUCCGGAGGACGAUGGGGGCCGCGCCGGGCUCGGGCUGGGAGGAGGGCGAGUUCGAGUUCAAGCUGGUGUUUGAGGAGGACCCGCCUCAGCGGCAGAUCCAGGGGCCGUCCCCGGCGCGCACAGCCGAGCCGGAGAGCUCCGUCGGCGGGGAAGAGGAAGGUGAUGGCGCCCUGUUGCGGCUGGACUCCAGCAACCUCGGUACGGACAACCACUUAGCCAUCGCUCAUGCAGGACACUCAAUCAACAUCCCCAGCCCGCCGCCCUCGUCCAAUCAGAGGGCAGGGAUGCAUUCGCCACCUCCCCGACGGGCCACCGUCAGAGAGUUCAGCGGCACCUAUGAGAGCCUGCCGGCCCGCUCCGUUCAGGUGUCGGAGUCCUGUGUGGUUGAGUGCCCCAGCAUUCAGAUAACCACCAUUUCCCCGGAGGAUGAACCGGCGCCGCCCGUCCCCAGCUACUGGGAAAUGGGCAGCGGCGGCGGCUGGGACAGGGAGCGCCUCUACCUCCCCCUGCUGGACCCUUUCUCCUACCGCGACCGGUUCCCCGGCUCCCUCAGCCCCAGCCCCGCCUCCAGCCCGUCGUCCCGCGGCUGGCUCAGCCCGGCGUCCAGCUGCGACUCCCUGCUGGUGGAGGAAGAGGAGCUCAAUGAGGCCAAUGUCGGUUUCGGACUCUCCCCGUCCUCCAGGCCCACUUCCCCAGGAGGAAAGAAGCGCAGGAACUCUCCUCUGGCGUCUCCCUGCAUCUCGCGGAGGAGCAGCUACUCGGAGGACCUGCAGGGAUGCAACCUGGAGGGCGGAGAGUCCGCCUCGCAGUCGCAGGCGCUGCCCGGCAGCUGUGAGCUCAACAUCCCGCAGAAAACCAGGAAGACGUCCCUGGAGCAGUUGUCUCCCAGAGAAGUGGACCAGGAGCCGGGUCUGGGCCGAAGCUCCCCCUGUCCGCUGCCGGAGACCCAGCAGCCCAGGAGAGAGCCCCCGUCUCUGGGAAUGGACUACCUCCCUGUGCCCCCUGCCCUGGCCUGGGGCAGAACCAGAGCCAGCGCCCACAGUCCUCUCUUCAGGUCUAAUGCUUUGCCUCCACUUGACUGGCCGCUCCCGUCCCAGUUUGACCAGUAUGAGCUGCGCAUCGAGGUGCAACCCCGGCCGCACCAUCGAGCCCACUACGAGACGGAGGGCAGCAGAGGCGCCGUCAAAGCCGCUCCCACAGGACAUCCUGUUGUCAAGCUGUGCGGCUACGCAGAGAGGAAGCCGCUGUCGCUGCAGGUUUUUGUCGGAACGGCUGACGACCGUUCAAUCAGGCCUCAUCCUUUCUACCAGAUACACAGGGUGACCGGGAAGAUGGUCGGCACCGCCAGCCAUGAAAGCGUCCAGGCAGGGACCAAACUGUUGGACAUCCCCCUCAACCCCGAGAACAACAUGACCGCGCUCAUCGACUGCGCUGGGAUUCUGAAACUGAGAAACUCAGACAUCGAGCUGCGAAAAGGCGAAACGGACGUCGGGAGGAAAAACACUCGCGUGCGUCUGGUGUUUCGUACUCACCUCCCUGUAGCGCCCCCUGUGGGCCCUCCUGGGCGCGUCCUGGCUCUGCAGGUCGCCUCUUUGCCCAUUGAAUGCUCUCAGCGGUCGGCCCAGGAGCUUCCUGUCAUCGAGUCAGUCAGCGUCACGUCCUGCUCUGUGGAGGGAGGCGAGGAGCUGCUGCUGAGCGGUACCAACUUCCUGCCGAUCUCCAGAGUCCUCUUCAUGGAGAGAGGCACCGAUGGGAAACUACAGUGGGAGGAGGAGGCGCAUGUGGACCGGGACAACAGCAACGAGUGUUUGCUGUGUGUGAGGGUUCCUGCCUACAGUGACCUCUCUGUCAGUCGGCCUGUGUCCGUCAGUCUGUACGUCUCCAACGGGAAGAGGAAGCGGAGCAGCACGCACUGCUUCAAGUACCUUCCUGUUAUGUUUAAAGAAGAGGAUCCUUUGCUGUCCCGUCCCUCUGCUCCCCCUCUGGACGGGGGAACUGUGGGUCCGCCCAGAAUGGACAGAGGCUUCCACGUGUCCGACGACCGCGGCCUCGGCUUCCACCUUCCCCCCUACUCCUCCACCUACUCCCCUUCCUGCCUGCCCAUGACCUACCAAGAGGAGUACUGCCCCAAACCCGACAGCGCCGUGGAGGAGCCAGGCGGGUCCAGGGCGCCACUGUCCGAGCGUAAUCCCAGCUUUGAGAACCUGGAGCUGGGCUUCACUGAACUGCUCCCCCCUCUGUAUCCCCGCGGCCCUCAGCCUCCGUCCCCGUCUCCUUCCCCAUGGCUGGACUCCCCCUACCUGUCCUCUUCACCUUCUCCGUCCCACUCUUCCUCUCUCAGCCCGUUCCCCACUGAAAGCCCCCUAGCCAACUCCCCGCUGCCCCCAAUUCCCACCUCGCCUUUCCCGCAGUACUCCACCUAUCCUCAGGAGCUGUGUCCCUCGCCUCCGUCCAACCCUUACCAGGACGCCUGUCCGGCGCCGUACUCCCACUACGAGGGCUGGGAACCUCAGGGAAGGAUGCUGGGUACGAGUCACGGGGGAGAGGAAGACGCCAAGAACCAGGAGUGUCCACUGGAGUUUAACAGCUCGGCCUCUAUGCACCACAUUACCUUCGAAGAAGUGUCAGAGUUCAUCGGGGAGGACAUCCAGGCCUACCAGUCAGGCUCGCACAUGAACAACUAGUCCAGCUUGUGAUGAACCCGAUUGGACGUUCAGCAUCUUUUUAAAUUCCCUUUGCACUUGGUAUUAAGUUGGGAUAACUGCAGUAGCACAUAACUGACAGGGGAAUCUGGUGGGAAAUGUAUGCAAUUUUAUUCCAAACACUGUUUUAUAAAAGGGAAACUGAUGUUUUAAAAUAUCUGCCAAAAUAAAUUAUGUAAGAAACUA
Messenger RNA from Gambusia affinis (western mosquitofish), 3289 nucleotides. It is a transcript of the gene nfatc4, whose product is annotated as nuclear factor of activated T cells 4. Gene Ontology annotation, cellular component: transcription regulator complex. Gene Ontology annotation, molecular function: RNA polymerase II cis-regulatory region sequence-specific DNA binding; transcription factor binding; DNA-binding transcription factor activity, RNA polymerase II-specific. Lineage: Eukaryota; Metazoa; Chordata; Actinopteri; Cyprinodontiformes; Poeciliidae. The transcript has 13 exons. Bases 413 to 3085 code for a protein of 890 amino acids. Gene Ontology annotation, biological process: cytokine production; regulation of transcription by RNA polymerase II; calcineurin-NFAT signaling cascade. The record is from RefSeq and is a predicted model, not a curated record.